GAAGGCAGGCGAUUGACGACUUGUUCCAACAUCAUUAUGAGCACCGUGACAUCCAGCUUGAAUAAAUGGCAGAAGAAGAAGCUCUGCUCAUUGUUCAACCAUGCCAACCUUAGCCUGCUGUUCAAAGCCAGUGUGCAUGGCUACAAUGCUAAUGCAUUUCACCAAAAGUGUAAUAUGCAGAGACCAACUGUUAUUGUAGCUUGCAAUGAGUCUGGAUAUGUUUUUGGAGCUUUUACUUGCAAGGAUUUUCUUCAAACCAACCAAAAUGUUGUGGAUGACAAAGCUUUUCUCUUCAGCUUUAAUGACAAAGAAAUUAAAGAAGAUCUUUUGCGUGUGCUCAGUGGAAAUCCCCAGUAUGCUUUCACUGACACAGGACCAGACUUUGGUUCUUUAGUGUUUCUUUAUAAUAACUCAGCCAGCGUCUACAGUAAUCCAGGAACAUACCAAUUCGAUCCACAGCAGAUGCAUGGGAAUGAUUUACAGCUGACAGAAUGUGAGGUGUACAGAGUGGAAGGUUAUGGAGCACUCAUGGAGAAACCGUGGAGAAAUGUGCAGUGGAACUCUGAGAGAAGAAAGGCGCUCUUGAGCAUCAUCUCUGGUUGGAAGCCUUUUGUUAGCUCAGUUAAACAGGCUCGGAUUCUACUGGUGGGUCCUGUUGGUGCUGGAAAAUCAAGUUUCUUCAACUCCAUCAACUCUGUAUUCAAGGGUUAUGUGAGCAGCCAGGCCAACACUGGCACUGCUGGCACCAGUUUGACUAUUCAGUUCCGUACCUACUACAUAAAGCCAGGCAGUGGUGUCAGCCAUGUUCCCUUCACUCUGUGUGACUCGAUGGGUCUGGAGGAGGGUUUGAACACCGGCCUGGAUGUAGAUGAUUUUGCCAGCAUUUUGAAGGGACACAUUCAAGACAGAUAUCAGUUUAACCCAUCGAUGCCUAUACAGCCUGACUCCCCUCAUUUCCAUAAAUCUCCUGGCUUGAAGGACAAGAUUCACUGUGUGGUGUAUGUGAUUGACACCUGCAAAGUCAAGCUCCUCUCUGACAAAAUGAUUGAGAAAUUUGCAGUUUUUCAAAGGAAAACCAACCAGCUGAGUAUUCCUCAGCUGGUUCUGCUGACUAAGAUGGAUGAGACCUGCCCCUUAGUGGCAGGAGACCUGAAAAAUGUCUACCAGAGCCACUACAUCAACAAAGUGAUGCAGGAGGUUAGCGCUCAGCUUGGAGUCUCUCUGUCUGCUGUGGUACCAGUGAAAAACUACUGCCAUGAACUGGAAAUAGAUUCUCAAACUGACAUACUGCUUCUAAAUGCUGUUGUUCAGAUGCUCAGAGCCACUGAGGGCUAUUUUGAUGAUCUUUACAAUCCUGAUGAGCGGUCUGAGUAGAGCUCAAGUCUAUUUUCCCUGGCUGAAGGUCCUGCAUGCAUAUCAGUAUUAGCAAAUCGUAUCUUUCUGUUUCUGUUUGCAUCCAUAUUUACUUGUUUAUAUUGUUUUAUGAGCUCAUCUCUUUUUAUGUAUUAUAAGGUCCGCUAAUAUUUCUGCUAUUACUUUGAACAUGCAAAC
This is a messenger RNA of Sinocyclocheilus anshuiensis, 1551 nucleotides long. RefSeq names its product interferon-induced protein 44-like. Gene Ontology annotation, biological process: immune response. The transcript has 8 exons. The coding region runs from base 37 to 1374 and encodes 445 amino acids. The record is from RefSeq and is a predicted model, not a curated record. NCBI's taxonomy places the organism in Eukaryota, Metazoa, Chordata, Actinopteri, Cypriniformes, Cyprinidae.